This is a messenger RNA of Epithele typhae, 1251 nucleotides long. Its product is annotated as Zinc/iron permease. The record is from RefSeq and is a predicted model, not a curated record. Gene Ontology annotation, cellular component: membrane. The transcript has 13 exons. The coding region runs from base 1 to 1251 and encodes 416 amino acids. Gene Ontology annotation, biological process: zinc ion transmembrane transport; intracellular zinc ion homeostasis. Lineage: Eukaryota; Fungi; Basidiomycota; Agaricomycetes; Polyporales; Epitheliaceae. Gene Ontology annotation, molecular function: zinc ion transmembrane transporter activity.
AUGCCUGUCCCGCGCUCGUACCGUCGGACACUUCUCCUCCUCGCACUCGCCGCCAGCCUCGCGGCGGGUUCCUCGCACCUCGCGGGUUCUGGAAAGGCCGCCCUCGUCGUCUCGGACGCAGACAUUCAAGCAUGCGAGCCUAUACAGCGCCUUGGCGCCCUGAAGGAGGAGCUUGAGUCGGCGCAGUCACCCAUCAUGCGCACCGUCUUCGCGUGGCUUUUCCCAUUCGGUCCCGGGUGGAACUCUGUCUUGGGAACGUUCUACAUCUCCUCAGUACCGAACUUCAUCCUCGCGUUCAUCCCUGCGCAAAUCAACCCGAGCACCCUCAACACCAUGACCGCCUUCGCGACGGGCGGUCUUCUUUCGGACGUCUUCCUCCACCUCGUCCCACACUCGUUUAUGGGCGAACACCAAGAUGACGGCGUCCAUUUCCUCAUGGUCGAGGAAAAGCGCAACAUUCUGAUCGGGCUGGGCAUCUUCGUCGGCUUUGCCUCGUUCUUUAUCAUGGAAAAAACGCUCCGGGUAUUGGGUGGGGAUGAGGAGGGCGCCGGCCAUUCACAUAGCCACUCGCACUCGCACGCGCAGCCGUCGGCCGAUAGCGCGAACGGUCACUCCACUGCAGUGUCCUCGUCAUCAGACGCCAGCGGUCUCAAGGCCCGUUCAAAGUCAGAUCAGCAUGAGGCGAGCCACGGUGCCGCCGGGGAUUCGCACGACGCUCCGAAGCAGACCUCAAAAUUGUCUGCGUACCUGAACCUGUUUGGCGACUUCGUACACAACAUAACUGAUGGACUCGCCAUGGCGGCGUCCUUCUAUUCCUCGCCGCUCAUCGGGGCAACGACGACCCUCGCGUGCUUCGCACACGAGAUCCCACACGAAAUCGCCGACUACUCGAUCCUUAUCCGGAGUGGAUUCACCAAGAAGCAGGCCAUGCAGUCGCAGUUCUUGACCGCCGUCGGAGCAUUCGUCGGAACCUUCAUGGGCAUCGGCAUUCGCAACCUGUCCGCGGCUGGGGAUGUGGAGGCUGAAGCGUCCAACUACGCCGCUGCGCUUCGGCAGACGGCUGCCGGUCUCUUGGGUACGACUGUGCAGCUGGCGGACCUUGUGAUCCCGUUCGUGGCGGGAGGGUUCAUGUAUAUCGGUGCUGUGGCCGUGUUGCCCACGCUGCUGGAGGACAGCAAGAGCGGCAAGCAAGCACUGCGGGAGUUUGCAGCGAUGUUCUUUGGUGUGGGGUGCAUGUUCUUGGUUGCGUAA